CAUAACCUCACAAAAAUUUAAAGGGAAAAGUCAACAAAAAGGCCAGGAAAGGAUGGCCAAUGUAUCAAUUCAGGAUAUUGAGUCAGUGGACGAUUACUGGGGCCCAACAUUCCGUUCCAUUCUCGAGGGCACGGAUCAGGCAUCCCUUUGCGAGCAAAUCGACGCGAGGAUUCGCAACCACGACAAGGAUAUUGAGAGAAUCUGCAAUAUCUACUACCAGGGCUUCAUUGAGUCCAUCCGCGAGUUACUGCAGGUGCGGACGCAGACGAAGAAUCUCAACAAUGAAGUUCUCAGUCUCAAUGAAUCCCUAGCUGAGGUUUCUUCGGGACUCCUGACGCGUGGCAAGGAGCUCGUCCGGGCACGUCAAGUCGAAGGGAACAUUGCCAAUGCAAUUCAGAGUUUGACAAAUUGCCUCCCAGUGUUGGAGUGCUUCUCAAAGUUGCAGCGUCAGGUGAAUGAGAAGCGCUACUACCCAGCACUGAAGACACUUGAACUGCUGGAGAGUGAGCACCUGCCCAAGGUGGCGAAUUAUCGUUUCACAGCACAAAUGAGGAGUGCCGUGCCGAAGCUAAAGCAGAAGAUUAAGCAGUCUUCUGAGGAGGAUUUCCGGGAAUUUCUCGAGAAUAUCCGGAAGUUCUCACCGAAAAUUGGGGAGGUUGCUAUGAAUCAUACGCGUCAGAUGCAGCGUCGUACGUUGAAGUCCAUCAUUGAGGAGUAUCAGAGUAUGGAGAAGAAUGGAGGGGCAGCCGAUGAGGAAGAUCUCAGUGCUCAGGACUUGAUAGACUUCUCGCCGGUGUACCGCUGUCUCCACAUCUACACUGUGUUGAAUGAUAAGGAGUACUUUGAGAAUGAUUGGCGGAAGCAGCGUCGGGAUCAGGCUAAACUUGUCCUGCAGGCUCCACAGACAAUGCACGAUAAUCUCGAUGCAUACAAGACGUACAUCCAUUCCAUUGUGGGCUUCUUCAUUGUUGAGGAUCACGUAAUGAAUACUGGUGGGGAAAUUGUCACGAGGUCCUAUUUGGAUGAUCUGUGGUCCUCCUCCUUGACACGAGCUGUGAAUGUGCUGAGUAUGAGCUCUUCCUCGUGCACAGAUCCAAAUAUUUUGCUACGCAUUAAGAACCUCAUAAUGCUCAGUAUAACAACCCUCAAGACCUACGGGUAUACGUGCACACAACUGUGGGAUUUGCUGCUUGAAAUGCGUGAUCACUACAAUGAAGUUCUCCUGCAGCGAUGGGUCAAUGAAUUCCGUGAAAUUCUCGCACGUGGAGACUUCCUCCCACUCGAGGUGGAAGAUCAGGAGGAGUACGAUGCAAUUCUCGAGAGAUUUCCCUUCCAUUCGGAACAACUUGAAAGUCAGGAGUUCCCCAAGAAGUUUCCCUUUUCCCAAAUGGUGCCUGAGGUUUAUCAUCAAGCCAAGGAGUUCAUGUAUGCUUGCAUGAAGUUCUCAGAGGAGCUUUCAUUGUCACCCAAUGAGGUGGCUGCAAUGGUGAGAAAGGCAGCAAAUCUCCUGCUAACACGAAGUUUCAGUGGUUGCCUUUCGGCAGUUUUUCACAGCCCCAGUUUGGCUCUUAUGCAGGUUAUUCAAAUUAUAAUUGACACGCAAUAUUUGGAGAAAGCUGGUCCAUUCCUUGAUAAUUUCGUGUGCAAGAUGACGGGAACAAAGCAAAAUAUAAGUCAGGCUCCAUCAGCAAUGUUCCACGUUGCUCGUGCUGAGGCUGAAAUGCAGGUUUCCGAGAAACUCUGCUCGAAGCUCGAUGAGUUCUUUGAGGAGCUCGAAGGGUACGAUUGGCUGCUGGCUGAACCAAUUGGGCACGGAUCACCCUUCAUCACGGACAUGAUUGCCUUCCUGCAGAGCACCUUUCAGAGUUUCAGCUCACUCCUACCCAAUGUGGCACAGGGUGCGUGCAAGAAAGCCUGCGAGCACAUUGCAAAUGCAAUUCGCAAUUUACUCCUCAGUGAGGAUGUUAAGCAAAUUUCCACGGGAGCCCUGCAGCAGAUCAGCUUGGAUUUGAUGCAGUGCGAGGUGUUUGCCGUUAGUGACCCAGUCCCGGGCUUGAAGGAGGGUGAACUCAUAAAGUACUUUGCGGAGUUGCGGCAACUCUUGGACUUGCUACUCAGCGAGGAGUGGAGUGCCUAUUUGCAUGACUAUGGGAAGGAUGAGAAGCGGUAUUCGUUGGUGCAGCCAACGACGAUAAUUAUCAUUUUGGAGAAGAUUCGAGAGGCCGACAAGAAGACAAUGUUCAGUGUGCUGAAGAAGUCGGAGCGUGACAAGAAGAAACUCCUCGAGACUGUCCUCAAGCAACUCAAACAGUUGGCUGAAAAGCAAAAUUAAUGAAAUUCAUGUGAGUAAAUUUCAUUAUACUGCAACUUGCUCCACAUUCUUCGUUUGUAUGUUUUAUUUUUUUUUUGUAAUUCUCCAAACUACGCUACUACCCCCCGUCCUACUACACUCAAACACCGGAAAAGUAAUUGAGUAGCAUUUAAUUAAGGGAAUCCCUGCUGCAAGAGAGAAAAUUGUCUAUUUCAGCAGAAAUUGCACAUUCAAUGUGAUGCUCACAGUUUACAUUACGCAGCUAUUGCAAUUGAGUUAAUUGUAUUCGGUGGCCCUUCAGUGGAAAAUGUUGCAUUUGGAAUUAGUUUUCUCUCGUUUGCUCUUGCAGUUUUUUUCUUUAAGGCGAAAGCUUAAAAAGAAUUUUAAAUUUUCAGGAAUUUAAUUUCUCUUGAGGUGCCUGAUGAAGGAUCUCCGCAGAGACGAAGGCUUUGGAAUGAUUUGCGAAAAAAAAUUUUAAUGUGUUAGAAUUAAUUCUGUUAUAACAAUAAAGUUUAAGUAAUUUAAGUGAUUUAAUGUUUGAAUUCUAAUUUUUAAAUAAAAAAAAAUAGCAAAAGAAAUUGAUAAAGAAA
Lutzomyia longipalpis is the source of this 2901-nucleotide messenger RNA. It is a transcript of the gene Sec15, whose product is annotated as exocyst complex component 6. Bases 53 to 2332 code for a protein of 759 amino acids. Gene Ontology annotation, biological process: intracellular protein transport; Golgi to plasma membrane transport; exocytosis. Gene Ontology annotation, cellular component: exocyst; membrane. The record is from RefSeq and is a predicted model, not a curated record. NCBI's taxonomy places the organism in Eukaryota, Metazoa, Arthropoda, Insecta, Diptera, Psychodidae. The transcript is spliced from 4 exons.